Aphidius gifuensis is the source of this 2691-nucleotide messenger RNA. It is a transcript of the gene Nep2, whose product is annotated as neprilysin-2-like. Lineage: Eukaryota; Metazoa; Arthropoda; Insecta; Hymenoptera; Braconidae. Gene Ontology annotation, cellular component: plasma membrane. Gene Ontology annotation, biological process: protein processing. The record is from RefSeq and is a predicted model, not a curated record. Bases 380 to 2674 code for a protein of 764 amino acids. The transcript has 7 exons. Gene Ontology annotation, molecular function: metalloendopeptidase activity.
AGUAGCAAAUUAUUGAGAGAGCAAGUGAGACACUUUGUUUAAUCGAAGAGAGGGAGAGGUCGUUUAAAUACAGCGGUGAAGUGCGCGCGCUUGUUCAGUCCGGCAGUUACGCUCCAAUCCAGUUCAUCCUUAGCCCGCCGAAUUAUCUAUUUAUUUUCAUUCAAAUAAAUUUCAAUUAUCAUCAAUAUAUACUUGAUAAAAUUAUCACAAAAGAUUGAUAAAUAAUUUUUCAUUAUCAAUUUAAAUUUUGUUUUGAGAUUUAAUUGUUUUUAUCAUUUUUUUUUUGGGUUUUUUUUUUUUUUUUUGUUUAUAAAAAAAAGUGUUGUGUUAUGUGCCGGUAAAGGGGUAGUUUAAAAAAAAUUAUAUUAAACUAAACAGGAUGACUAACAGUAUGAAACAGACAGUUAUCACAAAUCCGACAUGGUGGAAACGCAGAUCAGCAUUGGAACGUGGAUUAACAGUUAUAGCUGUUUCUGGUGGACUUUUAUGCAUCGCCCUGGCAAUUGGAAUUGCAGUUGUCUUAUCAAAUGGAAAAUCAUGUGAUGAUGCCUCAACAGCAUCAGCUGAAGCACUUAAUGGACAACUUAUGAAAAAAUCAACACCAACUGUUAUCAAAGCACCAGAUUCAGAUGUAUGUUAUACAACAGGCUGUGUUCAUGCUGCUUCAAAAGUACUGAGUAAUAUGGAUGAAAAUAUUGAACCUUGUGAUGAUUUUUAUGGUUUUGCUUGUGGUAAAUUUAUAAAAACAACAAUUAUUCCAGAUGAUAAAGUAAGUGUUAAUACAUUCAGUGUUAUAAGUGAUAAAGUACAAGAACAAUUACGUAUAAGUAUUGAAGAACCAACUUAUAAAGAUGAACCAAAACCAUUUAAAUUAGCUAAAAAUUUAUAUAAAUCAUGUAUGAAUAAAAGUGAAAUUGAAAAACAAGGUAUUGAGCCAUUAUUAAAAAUAUUAGAAAAACUUGGUGGUUGGCCAGUUCUUGAUGGUGAUAACUGGAAUGAAAAUAAUUUUGAUUGGCGUGAUACAAUAUAUAAAUUUCGUGAUAUGGGAUAUUCUGUUGAUUAUUUUUUGGAUUUUAGUAUUGGUUUUGAUUUAAAAAAUAGUACAAAAAGAGUUAUUGAUUUGGAUCAAGCAUCACUUGGUUUAUCACGUGAAUAUUUAUCAAAAGGUUUUGAUGAUAAAAUUGUAAAAGCAUAUUAUAAUUAUAUGAUUGAUAUUGCUGAAAUACUUGGUGCUGAUAAAGAAUUAGCUAAACAAGAACUUAGGGAAUCUCUAGAAUUUGAAAUGAAAUUAGCAAAUAUAUCAUUACCAAAUGAACAACGUAGAAAUGCAACAUUACUUUAUAAUCCAAUGACAAUUAAAGAUUUAAAUAAUAAUUAUCCAUUUAUAAAUUGGCUUGAAUAUUUUAGUAAAUUAUUACCAUCAAGUAUAACAAUUGAUGAAAAUGAAUUAUCAAUUGUAAAUGUACCAAGUUAUAUUGAUAAUUUGGGUAAAUUAAUUGAUACAAUACCAAAACGUGUACAAGCAAAUUAUGUUAUGUGGAGAGCAGCAGCAGCAUCUGUUAGUUAUUUAAAUGAAGAUGUUAGAAAACGACAAUUAGCAUAUUCAACAGCAGUAAGUGGUAGAACAGAACGUGAAUCAAGAUGGAAAGAAUGUGUUGAUAUUGUAUCUGGUGGUUUAUCAUUAAGUGUUGGUGCAAUGUAUGUACGUAAAUAUUUUAAAGAAGAAGCUAAAAAAAAUGCUGAAGAAAUGGUCAAUGAUAUACGUAUACAAUUUAAUAAAAUACUUGAAAAAGUUGAUUGGAUGGAUGAUGAAACACGUAAAAGUGCACUUGAUAAAGCAGCAUCAAUGUCAACACAUAUUGCAUAUCCAGAUGAAUUACUUGAUGAUAAAAAACUUGAAGAUUUUUAUAAUGAUAUUGAAUUAACUGAUGAUAAUUAUUUACAAAGUGUAUUAAAUUUAACAUUAUUUGGUACUGAAUAUUCAUUUAGUAAAUUAAGAAAACCAGUUAAUAAAACUGACUGGAUUAGUCAUGGUAGACCAGCAGUUGUUAAUGCAUUUUAUUCAUCAAUUGAAAAUAGCAUACAAUUCCCAGCAGGUAUACUUCAAGGUGCAUUUUUCAGUAAUGAUCGUCCACGUUAUAUGAAUUAUGGUGCCAUUGGAUUUGUCAUAGGUCAUGAAAUUACACAUGGUUUUGAUGAUCAAGGUAGACAAUUUGAUAAAGAAGGUAAUCUUGUUGAUUGGUGGGCACCAACAACUAAAGAAAAAUAUCUUGAUAAAGCUACAUGUAUUAUUAAUCAAUAUGGAAAUUAUACUGUUCCGGAAGUUGGACUCAAGUUGAAUGGAAUCAAUACCCAGGGUGAAAAUAUUGCUGAUAAUGGUGGUAUUAAAGAAGCAUACUGGGCAUAUCGUAGCUGGACUGAUAAAAAUGGUCCAGAAAAAAAACUUCCUGGUCUUGAUUAUACACCAAGACAAAUGUUUUGGAUAAGUGCUGCUAACACAUGGUGCUCGACAUACAGACCAGAAGCACUUAAAGUUCGUAUAACAACUGGAUUUCAUAGUCCUGGUGAAUUUAGAAUUCUUGGACCUUUAUCAAAUAUGGAAGAAUUUGCUGAAGAUUUUCAAUGUCCAUCUGGUUCAAGAAUGAAUCCAGUUAAAAAAUGUGCUGUGUGGUAAUUUUAUUUUUAUUUUUU